This is a messenger RNA of Saitoella complicata NRRL Y-17804, 1728 nucleotides long. RefSeq names its product p53-like transcription factor. The coding region runs from base 1 to 1728 and encodes 575 amino acids. The transcript has a single exon. Lineage: Eukaryota; Fungi; Ascomycota; Saitoellomycetes; Saitoellales; Saitoellaceae. The record is from RefSeq and is a predicted model, not a curated record. Gene Ontology annotation, cellular component: nuclear chromosome. Gene Ontology annotation, molecular function: DNA binding; DNA-binding transcription factor activity. Gene Ontology annotation, biological process: positive regulation of transcription by RNA polymerase II; meiotic cell cycle.
AUGUCGACGAUCAACAUCUUUGAACCUCAAACUAUCCUCACUGCGAUCUCCACCACCCUCAACAAAGAUCCCAUCAUCAUCACCCUCACACCCACCCUUGAAGGAAACUUCUUCAUCGCGGCACCAAUGAACGACGUGACAUGCUACCGACGAAACUACUUUGCGCCCUGUCUCCUCGUCACAGCCAAUGCUCCACCCGAAACUUGGAUCAUCCGCGGAUCAGCUGGACAGAUGACACGCGUACAAAGUCUGUCUGUACACCUCAGUGCACGCAUGUCCUCCAGCCCCACCAAGCCCGUUCCGCUCGUCCAACAAACCAGUCGGAAAGACAUGACGGGCGGAAAUCCACCCGAUCCUUUACCAGUGGUUUGGAAUGAGAGGGGGAUGGUGGAGAGUAAACCCCUCACAUGGAAACGAAUGCAAUUCAAAUCCGCCACAGCAAAAAACACUCGAACUAAAUCAUCCACAUCCACGACCGACUCCCCAUCCGGUACAACCACCUACCGCGGCGAGAACUACUCCCUCGUCCUAACCCUCGUUGCCACAACCCCAGAGCAAGUACACGUACCUCUGAUCGAGGUUAACAGCGUACCAAUCUGCGUCCGUGGGCGUAGUGCGUGGUUUUAUGCCGAUUCUGCGACACAGCCGAUUCCGGGGGUUAAAUCGCAGGCUGAGAGAUGGGCGGGUGUGGUUCCGAGUAUGAGUUCGAGUUCGAACGCGGCGUCGGCGUCGACGGCGACGGGGACGGCGACGGGGACGGGUAGGGGUGGUGAGGAGGGGGUGCCGGUGCCUGUUUCCGUUUCCGUUCCGCAGGCGGGGUGGUAUUCGAACAAUACCCCCGUCGCGGGACAACAAAGCGUCAACUUUGGCCUAGGAGCAUGGACUGGAGCUGGAGCUGGCGUUGGAGUCGGCACAGGGAUGUUAUCGGGGAACGGACGACCCCGACCGCAGCCGUCUAGUCUGAACUUUUCGUCAAGUUUGCCGGAUUAUACUGGCGGUGCGUAUUCUCCGAUGAACACUUCGACGACGAAUGCGUGGACGCCGGCCGUCUUUGAUUUCGGAAGUGGGAGUGGGAGUGCGUAUCCUGGGGCGUCUGUACCGACGAUGACGGCAACACCCACACCGACCAUCAAUGCUGUCAGUACAGGUGCAGGAUUCAUGUCUCCACCAACCACCACCUCCAUCUUGAUUCCCACGCCCACCCCAAUCCUCCUUCGUCACGCUUCUUCCGACUUCAGCUCCUCCUCCAGCCGCACAGGAACCCUAAGUCUAAGCCGGAUGAGCACCCAAGAAGAGCGCGAUAUGGACAUGGGUAUGGACAUGGAUAUCCCGGCUCCUGAUCUGAGUCCUCGGGAAAAGCCGAAGUGCCGGUCGUUGAGUUUGUCGCAUCAUAUGACACCGCCGACGGUGCCGAGUAUGCUGCAACGGCAUUCGAUUUCGACGGUUCCGGAGGACCAGGCGUCGAUGUCGGUGUCACAGCAAACUGGGACUACUGGAGGUGGUGGUGGUGGUGACGAGAGCGGUAUUGGGAGUGGAGGUGAGGGUGGUGGAGAGGGCGAUGGCGAUGCGUAUAUCUUUUACCCGAUGGAUGCUCGGUACGCACUUCCGCCCGUCGAUGUCGUCUAUUUACCCCAUGCGGGACAUUGUCAUAGGGAUACGAGUACGGGCGGGGACGGAGGUGUCGGGUAUAUGUAUGGUCAUGGGAGGGGGUUUGGGCAGGGUGGAUGA